AUGACUCUAGGGGGUGGUAUUAGGCGUAGUCCUCUAGUAAUCAUGGCCCGCGACGCAUUAGCAAGGCGCAACGGCUAUACAAGCCUCAGCUACACUAUAGCACUCAAGGAAGGACUCCGCAACAAAUAUAGACUAGGCGAGUUGUUUAUGCAGGAUAACGCACUAAUACACACUGCCUAUUACUUGAGGGAGUGGCUAGAGCUUCACGGAGUUCAUACAAUUAAUUGGCCACCAUACUCACCCGAUCUUAACCUAAUAGAACACCUUUAG
This is a messenger RNA of Alternaria alternata, 270 nucleotides long. RefSeq names its product transposase. NCBI's taxonomy places the organism in Eukaryota, Fungi, Ascomycota, Dothideomycetes, Pleosporales, Pleosporaceae. The record is from RefSeq and is a predicted model, not a curated record. The coding region runs from base 1 to 270 and encodes 89 amino acids. The transcript has a single exon. Gene Ontology annotation, molecular function: nucleic acid binding.